Molecule: messenger RNA, 1334 nt
Organism: Nezara viridula (southern green stink bug)
Lineage: Eukaryota; Metazoa; Arthropoda; Insecta; Hemiptera; Pentatomidae
Source: the annotation of a GenBank genome assembly
UUGUGUUAUGAAAAAUAUUUCAUAAUAAAACAAUUAUAAUGAUAAUUAUUAUUUCUUUUCCAUCCAUAAAUAAAUCUAAAAAGACAACUAAAAUUAUUCCUACUUUAAGCUUGAACAAGGUUUGUUUGUGGAUGUGUUAUGUUGCCAUAGCAACAGUUCCAAGUAACCUUCAGUACACUGAAAACUGCUCAGUUCAGUAAUGAAUGAAAUGUAUGAUGAAGAAAUAUAUGUUAAAAAUGCUGAUGAGGUUGAGAGUUUGUCUCCAAGGAGUCCUAGAAGAGAAUAUGUCUCCAGUCGGAUGGAAAUGCGAGCAGAAAUGAAACCGAAACGCGACAGACCUAUGUCAGCAGCCAAGUCUAGGUCUUCUUCAAGAAUUCAGCCUGUAGAAGUCCCUACAGGGUUUGAACAAGGAGACACAGAAUCAUCAGAAAACAGUGAGGAAGAUGACGAUGAUGAUGAUGAUGAUGGAGGAGAUCCACAUGAAGUUAUCAUCGAAGGCGCUUAUGACCCAAAGGAUUAUCAACGCUUACCUGUCUCUGCAGAUAUAAAAGAGUUGUUUGAAUAUAUUACUUUCUAUACACCAGUAACAGUCCAGCUUGAUUAUAAAUUGAUUCCAUUUAUACCAUCUUACAUUCCGGCUGUGGGUGAUAUAGAUGCUUUCAUCAAAGUUAGAAGACCUGAUAAUGUUGAUGAUAACCUUGGUCUAACGGUUGUGGACGAACCGUCAAUUCACCAAAGCGAACCGGCUGUCAUGCAUUUGCAGCUGCGUGCUACUACAAAACAAAGUUCAGCAAAACCAGUGGUAGUAAAGAAGCUAGCGAAUGCAGAAAAAAAUCCUAAGGCUAUCGACAAAUGGAUUAAGGAUAUCAGUGAACUGCACAAAUCUAAACCCCCACCAACACUGGAAUAUUCAAGACCUAUGCCUGACAUUGAUGGUCUAAUGCAGGAAUGGCCACCUGAGUUUGAAAAUAAAUUGAAUGAGAUUGGACUACCAUUGGAAGAUUUGGAUGUGGAUAUACUUACUUAUGCUGAUGUUAUAUGUGCUAUUUUUGAUAUUCCUCGAUACGAGUCGAGGAUAGAAUCUCUUCAUAUUCUGUUUAUGCUAUAUUCUGCCAUCAAAAACUAUAAAUCAAACAGUGAAGGUAAUGCAGUUCUUGAAAAUCAAGAUAAUUAAUUAUGUUAAUGUAUUCUUGUGUAUAUUAAACUACAUUGUUAUUUUCAUUUGUUGUAGUAAAUAAAAAUUAGAUUAAAUAUAGUUUUUAUAAUUAAUUAUUAAUAAUAUUAUCUCCGAUUAUCUUAGAUUGUAUAAAAUUGAAAAUACAUGUAAAAACCAU